Messenger RNA from Pundamilia nyererei, 2299 nucleotides. RefSeq names its product cholinergic receptor, nicotinic, beta 1 (muscle) (gene chrnb1). NCBI's taxonomy places the organism in Eukaryota, Metazoa, Chordata, Actinopteri, Cichliformes, Cichlidae. The record is from RefSeq and is a predicted model, not a curated record. Gene Ontology annotation, molecular function: transmembrane signaling receptor activity; acetylcholine-gated monoatomic cation-selective channel activity. Bases 184 to 1668 code for a protein of 494 amino acids. The transcript is spliced from 11 exons. Gene Ontology annotation, cellular component: postsynaptic membrane. Gene Ontology annotation, biological process: monoatomic ion transmembrane transport.
AGCUGGCAUGGCUGCCUGACUGACAGACAACAACAGUACAAACUGAGUACUGACCAAGUCAAAGUUUAGCUGUAGAGUUCCAGUGAGCUGAACUGGUAAAGAAAGAUAAGCAGGGAAGAAGUUUGAUUCACUCAUUCAAGAUCUAUUUCCGGGGAGGACAAGAGUUUGGUUUUGGGCCUCAUCAUGAAAAGCCUGGAUCUGUUCCUGCUGGCAUGUUGCUUAUACAGCCUGAGCACAUUGGGAGGUGCAACUGAAUCAGAGAAUACUCUGAUGAAGAGCCUCUUUUCCAAAUACAACCUUAAGGUCCGACCAGCUCGUACCCCUGAAGAGAGGGUGGUGGUUCGCGUGGGCAUGAUCCUCACAUCCUUCGUCGGACUGAAUAUGAAAAAUGAAGAAAUGAGCACCACUGUUGUCAUGAAUCUGGAAUGGACAGAUUAUCGGUUGUCAUGGAAACCGAAGGAGCACAAUGGGAUUCAGGUGCUACGCAUCCCCUCUGGGAAGGUUUGGCUUCCUGACAUCGUCCUCAUCAAUAAUAAUGAUGGACAGUUUGAUGUGGCCCUACACGUCCAUGUUCAGGUUUACAGUAAUGGCAGGGUAACCUGGACUCCCCCUGCUCUGUACUGCAGUUCCUGUGGAGUCAAGGUAACAUAUUUCCCAUUCGACUGGCAGAACUGCACCAUGCAGUUUCGCUCUUACACAUAUGACUCAACAGAAAUCGACCUGCAGUAUGCCCUGAAUUCAAAAGGCAAGGAGAUUCGGGAGAUCCAGCUGGACGAGUCUUUCAGUGAGAGUGGUGAGUGGUACGUAAGACACAAGCCAAGCAGGAAGAACACAUUUGAUGACGAAUAUGAGGAAAUGACUUUUUACCUGAUCAUCGAGAGGAAGCCUCUGUACUACAUCAUCAACAUCAUCAUCCCUUGCAUCCUGAUUACUAUCAUCGCCAUCUUCAACUUCUAUCUGCCUCCCGAUGCAGGUGAGAAGAUGGGUUUGUCAAUCAAUGUGCUGCUCACCCUCACCGUGUUCCUGCUGCUGCUGGCUGAUAAGAUCCCCGAGACCUCGCUGGGUGUUCCCAUCAUCGUCAACUACAUCAUGUUUACCAUGGUCCUGGUCACAUUCUCUGUCAUCCUCAGCGUGGUUGUCCUCAACCUCCACCAUCGCUCUCCCAACACCCACAUGAUGCCAAUGUGGGUCCGCAAGAUCUUCAUCCACAUGCUCCCUCCUUACCUGGGCAUGCUGCGGCCAAAGGUGGAGACCCCCCUGUCUCUGGAGACCGUACCCCGCCGGGAAAAAAAAGUCACUGCAAUUAGCAUAGCUUCUGACGAAUACUUCAUCCGGAAACCUGACUCUUCCAUUUUAUUUCCCAAACCCAACAGGUACCAGCCGGAUGGCAUAUGCACAGACCUGAGGAAGUUCAUUGAUGGCCCCAGUAGCUACCUUGCACUACCUGAUGAGCUCAAGUCAGCCAUAGAGGCCAUCACAUACAUAGCCGAGGCUCUGCAGGCUGAAAAAGACUAUGAAGCGCUGAAAGAAGAUUGGCAAUAUGUGGCAAUGGUGGUGGACCGGAUGUUCCUGUGGAUUUUCGUCGUUUUCACCACUGUGGGCACGCUGGCCAUCUUCGCCGAUGCUAGCUUCAACCAUACCCCUACGGACCCCUUCAAGCCCUUCUGAAGCACAGGGGUGUCUGAUUUUCAUGAACCAUGUUGCUGGAAGUUACGAAUCCCUUGAUGUACAUGUAGAGGAAGACAAUUGUAACUGUUAAAAUAAGUACAGUUUCCAAUGCAUUGCCUCAUCACAAAACACACAAUGCCUUUUUAAAUUAUAGCUGUACUAGUACUUAAAGGGCCAGUAACUGACAAACCAUAUGGAUUUUAUGGUGUUCUUUUUAGAUUUGUAGAAUUUUAAACUUUUACUGUGUUUGUUAGAUUUGGGAGAAAAGCUUUCAAAACCCCAAAUUCAUAUAAUGUACUUUGCAAGCCUACGAUUAGGGUUAUAAGUUAGGACUAAAUAAGGUCUAUGGUCUAGAUAACCCCAACCCUAGCUCCAUUCAUAGGCAAUUACAAUAUGCAAUUUUUGUGUUUAUAUAAUUGCUUUCCAAGUUUUCUCAUUAUAGAAACAAAGACAAUAAUCGGACACACAGAAAUCAAAAACAGCUGAAAAAAAAAACCCCAAACAGUUUUGGCUUCAACCAAAAUAAAUGGUUAGGUUUCCACUGUAAGGACUUGGAUACCAGAAUGUUAACAGGGUUACACUCUGUUGCAGACAUGGACACACCCAUCAUCCUAUGGUGAAAUUUAGUUAA